CAUUACGCGCCGACGACGACAUGGCUGAUUUCAGUAUUGAUCAGAACAACCUGCCUGGCGUGAAAGAGGUGUGCCGGGACUUUGCCGUGCUAGAAGACCACUGUCUGGCCCACAACCUUCAGGAACAGGAAAUCGAGAGCCACCUGGCAUCCAACGUCCACAAGAGCCGCCUGGUGCAGCAGGACCUGCAGGUGGCCAAACGUCUGCAGGAGGAAGAGGACAAGCGGGCCAAAGCCGAGAGCAAGAGACAGCAUCGCCACCUGGAACGCAUCGACAAUGAAAUGGCUCAGGAGAUUCAAGAAAAACUGGUCCGGCAGGCUGAACAACAGAGGCAUCAGGAGGAGAAAGAUGAGGCCAUUGCCCGGAAGCUGCAGGAGCGAGAGAUGAAAGAGGAGAGAAAACGGCAAAAGCAGAUGGAAGGAAACCUCGAGGAGUACUACGAAGAUAAAGCCUCCCGAUCUCCACCGGACCCACGAGAGCCAAAACCCCCUUCUGCUUCUCCAGGUUACAGAAAAGAGAAGAAUUACGACUACAAUGCCCCGUACAACUCUCCUGAGCCUGACAGAAAAAGAUAUCCCAAUAGCCGUAGUCGAUAUCCGGAAUGUGAGCCCGUUGAGUUCAGCCGAUCUAGGCAUCCGGAGAGUCCGAGCAAGGGAAGGAUCCUCGAGUACUACUCACCUGAGCGACGACCGAAAGAGAGAAACAAGCCUCUCGAUCUUGAUCAUGCAGAACCACAUAGAAGGAAGAAGCAAGAUCAAUGGGACGACCUGGAGCCAGUCGUAUGCCGGAAGGAGAGGUCUCCAAGGGAUUACUCUGCUGGCUGGGACAAGGAGAGGAUCAGGGAUCAAGAACGAGAAUGGGAUGGACGGAGAGCCAAGGAAAGGUCGAGAGAUCGCAACCGGACAAGAAGUCAAGAUCGACUGUUUAGCGGUGUUGACAGGGGCAGGAACGUGGACCGGGAGAUGGACCAAAAUGGACACGGUAACAGAGAGAGGCAAAGAAAACGAGGCAGAAAUGGGAAUAGGGGGAGGCACAGAAGCAUGGAGCGAGAUCUAGACGAUUAUGGUCUCGCCCCAACUAGAGGAUGCUCAGAAGAAAGCCUGGAGUGGGAGGAUCAUAAGAACAGGCCGAGGCUCCCGUCAGGUCCUAAUGAGGUGUUUGAGGAGCCUGUUCUCAGAGGUCCCUCAAACGAGGGCCGGUCCCCUGGUCAUUCUCCCAGAGAGAGAGGUCGGAAGCCGCGAGGAGAAUAUGGCAUGAAGGAGGCAACGCAUGGAUUGGCCCACUUAGACCUACAAGACCAGGAGCUCAUAGACUUGGAGGUGGCACGCAAGCUACAGGAUGAAGAAAUAAAGGCGAGUCAGUUGGACAGACGAGCCGCUCAAGUUGCUCAAGAUGAGGAAUUAGCACGACGGCUAAUAGAGGAAGAGAAAAGGGAAAUUAAGAGAUCGAGAGAUAAGGAGAAACAAGCGAUGGAGAGACGACGGCCUGAGGUGGAAUAUAAGCCAGUGCAAGAAGAAGUAGUACGACCACGAGCGCGAGAAGAGCCGCGCAUCAGAGAGGACGAGUACCAGAGAGCACGCAACCACAAACCCGCCAGGCCGCCGCCUCCUACACAGCACUACGAGAACGUGAACCCGAGCUACGCAUUUGCGGACCCGUACUCCCCUCGCCCUCCAUCAAGACCAGAGGCGGCGUACAAAGGUGCCUACUACAGACAGUGACCAUAAGCCUCCACUGCUGUCCAAUCAUGAGUCCGUUCGGCCCUUUAUUUUGCGAAUCAGUUGAGGAGAAGUGAUUCAGAAAUACUUUGAGGCUUUCGGCAGAAGCUACUGACACUUUAUUUUAUUUUUCCCUCUUGGGUUCAUCGCAUCAGAUGAGCCGACGUUGUCUCUUCGUGUUGUGAAAGAGUCUUUUACCCUGGAGCUACGAACUACUGGGUGACAGGGACAGUUCCUGUUUGCUUCUCAUGUUCUUGUCUUAUUGUGGAUGACUGGACAGGAAGGGAUCUACUGCACAGCUCUCUCAAAUAUCCCUUUUCUCUUGGCGUCUAUAAUGAAGCUUCGUCUCGAUUCCAUGUGGAGUUCAGGAUACAACGGUUUUCCACUUUUUCGUU
This is a messenger RNA of Sinocyclocheilus rhinocerous, 2113 nucleotides long. RefSeq names its product coiled-coil domain-containing protein 50. The transcript has 12 exons. Gene Ontology annotation, cellular component: cytoplasm. NCBI's taxonomy places the organism in Eukaryota, Metazoa, Chordata, Actinopteri, Cypriniformes, Cyprinidae. The record is from RefSeq and is a predicted model, not a curated record. Bases 21 to 1721 code for a protein of 566 amino acids. Gene Ontology annotation, molecular function: ubiquitin protein ligase binding.